Nasonia vitripennis (jewel wasp) is the source of this 1662-nucleotide messenger RNA. Its product is annotated as activator of basal transcription 1. Bases 830 to 1594 code for a protein of 254 amino acids. Gene Ontology annotation, molecular function: RNA binding. Gene Ontology annotation, biological process: small-subunit processome assembly; endonucleolytic cleavage in 5'-ETS of tricistronic rRNA transcript (SSU-rRNA, 5.8S rRNA, LSU-rRNA); endonucleolytic cleavage in ITS1 to separate SSU-rRNA from 5.8S rRNA and LSU-rRNA from tricistronic rRNA transcript (SSU-rRNA, 5.8S rRNA, LSU-rRNA). NCBI's taxonomy places the organism in Eukaryota, Metazoa, Arthropoda, Insecta, Hymenoptera, Pteromalidae. Gene Ontology annotation, cellular component: nucleolus. The record is from RefSeq and is a predicted model, not a curated record. The transcript is spliced from 3 exons.
GAGAGAUUGUGUUAGCGCGAGAGAUGCAGCUUUUUUACGCACUCGGCGGUGAUACGGGUAUAGUACGAGGCGACUAGAUAACGCGACUAUUUCCUUCCACUAUUGGCCGGGAGUCGGAGCAGUUAGCCGCGUGAACAGCUCCUUCGAGGGGUUGCCCGCGCGAUCGACAUCGCGGGCAAGAGCGCGCGCUUUUUUUUAUCACGCGUUUCGAGAGAUCCAACUAUAUAGUGUACGCUUAAAACACUCCGGUGUAGAACGAGGCCCGAACUCGACUGCCGCCGUUUUUUACCGCUAUAGUCGAUUAGUCGCGGCGAGCCGCGCUUUGGCGCGCGCAUCGUCCCGCGCUUUGUCCAGCUCGCGAGCUGCUCGCACCGUGUAUAUAAGUGUAUAUUGUUGUGUGAACUGCGGACUUGUAUGAAGCUGAUGUGAAUUGUGAAGUAAACUGCGCGAAAGCCCAAAAUAUAAUACAUAUUUACAAGGUUUUUAUAGAAGUUAAAAAUUAGGCAUUUGCUUAUCUUUGCAAUGAAUUUUUAUAUAAUAACUUCAAAUGUGCAAGUUUUUGAGGCUUAAAGGCAAUAGUCAGAUCGCAUGAUCGUUUUUUUUUUUUUCUUCAAGAAGCGCACAAUUAAGUAGUGGUUGGUGGAUAUUACAAUCACAGAGCAUAAUAUGAUAUAGAAUACACUCUGCUUCUCUCCUUUGUUUAAUUUUCAUUUUUAAGCAGCGCGCCACACUGCGCGCAUGCGCAUUCAAAGCGCAGCAUAAACUAGCAGACGCGGUAUAAACCUGGUCCUGGCAGUCUGUCCACACAUGCCUGCAAAGUUGUUGAAAAAUGGCGAAAAAACGUGGAAAAGUUAUUUCGGAAAAUAAAAACAACGAGGAUUCGGUGGAAGAACGCGUGGAAAGCGAAGAAAAUGAAAAAACCGAAGAAGACCAGAACAUGGAAGAAAGCGAGGAAGAAAAUGUGAACAGAAAAAAGAUGUUAGCCAAACCGGAGAAGAAGAAGAAAAGGGGCAUUAUUUACUUGUCAACAAUACCACGAUAUAUGAACGUUACUAAAAUUCGUGAAAUAUUUUCCGCCUACGGAGAGAUUGGCCGUGUGUAUCUGCAGCUUGCUGACAGUGAAUUAGAGGAUAAGAAAAAAUUGAAGAAAAAGAAGAGGAAAACUCCAGCCAAGCACUUCACAGAAGGAUGGAUUGAAUUUGAGAGCAAAAAAGUGGCCAAAUUUGUUGCAGCUACGUUGAAUAAUACACAAAUUUCAACAAGAAAAAAGAGCAGAUUUUAUGAUGUUAUAUGGAACAUAAAAUAUUUACCCAGGUUCAAGUGGACUCAUCUCAGCGAACGAUUAGCAUAUGAGAGAGCGGUUCAUAAGCAAAGGUUAAGAGCUGAAAUUGCCCAGGCAAAGAGAGAAGUGAACUUCUUCUCUUACAAUGUUGAUAGAAGCAAGAAACUGAAAAUGCGAGCAGAGAAAGGUGAAUCUUCCAACUUUGUCAUGCCCGAAAUCAAGCAGAGAGAAACAGAUAUGGAGAUCAGAAAGAAGAAGAAUCAACUGCAAGAUGAAGACAGAACAGAGUUCCUCAAAUCGUUGUUUGGAUAGUAAUAAAGUUGUUGCAUUAAGUUUUGUACAUAGUUUGAUUGAAAUGAUGAUAAAUUUUUAUAUUCUAA